Messenger RNA from Brassica napus (rape), 1567 nucleotides. RefSeq names its product UPF0496 protein At3g49070-like. The transcript has 2 exons. The record is from RefSeq and is a predicted model, not a curated record. Bases 338 to 1453 code for a protein of 371 amino acids. Lineage: Eukaryota; Viridiplantae; Streptophyta; Magnoliopsida; Brassicales; Brassicaceae.
AUAAAAGUGCAAUGAAUGGAUAAGAAACGCUGUUGAUAACUUGUUGUAUUCACUUGGAUGCCCUCGUUUACAUUACUUGCAAUAGAUGCAUCGACUUCUCUAUAUUUCUUCACUCCCACUACAAGUACUAAUAAAACUAUUAGUUUCCCAUCAAAAUCCUUGGAUAUCCCUAUUUCUUGCAAUCUAAACAAAUAAUUCUUUUAUUUACCUUUCAUUUAUGAUAAAUGACGAACUACAUAAUGAAAUCAAACCAUCUUCUUCUUCUCAUUCUCAGUUUCUUCUCCCAACAUCAUAAACCAAAAUAGAUUUUGCUUCAUCCAAGAUCUCAAGGAAUAUAAUGGGCAUAAGAGUUUCAUCGAAGAUCAAAAGGCUUCUUGCAUCCACAGCUUCGGGAAAUUCAAGUCCCAAAGAUGGUGAUGACGUGGACGUCAGAGAAGAAUAUGCAAACGCCUUCCGCACAGAAUCAUACAAUCAGUUUUGGACACGUGUCAUUAGUUUAAACCGCAAAAAGCCCACCUUGUCUUCUUCUUCUUCACCGAUCGAAUCAUCCUCCACGUCAGCUCGUCUCAUGUCAUACCGCCUCUUCGCACAUAACCUGCUAGAACCGGAUCCGAACACCGUCAACAGAAUCCUGGAUUUAUCCCGGGUCGGACGUCCCGCUCGUUCUCUUCUCGCUGAUUACUUCUUGGAGACGGCAAACGCUUUCUUGCUUUGCACGCUAUUACUUAAAAACAUUCACCGUCUCCGUUCUAAGUACGAAUCUCUGAAACCAAAAUUUCAAUCGGAGACACAUAGUUCGUUGGCUUUCCUUGACCAAUUCACGGAGCUAUCAAGAUGGUUCGACCCGUUUAUCUCGUCGGGUUCUCGGAUCCAGUUAACCAGAACCGGCUGCUUAAGCCUGCUAAAACGGUUAGAGUCUAGCCGAGACAAGACACGAACCAAACUCAAGCUCAUCAACGGACUAACUCAUAGCGCAGGCCUUCUCGUUUUGGCUCUAACCACCACGUUGAUUGUUACCAUCGCCUCCCACGCCUUUGCUUUGUUCAUAGCCGGUCCGACCCUUUUAACCGGUCGAUUCAAACCGGUUGGUCUAAGGAAUAAGCUAACGAAAACUGCGGCUCGUCUGGACGUGGCAGCGAAAGGUACUUACAUCUUAAGCCGUGAUUUGGACACGAUAAGCCGGUUAGUGACGCGGAUAAAUGAUGAAGUGGAGCACGUACGAGCCAUGGCUGAGUUUUGGGCUGGGAGAGGAUCGGGUCGGGUUCGAGGCGGGGAAGAAGUGGCUCGAGAGUUGAAGAGAUGUGAAGAGAGCUUCAGUGAAGAGCUUGAUGAGCUUGAAGAACAUAUCUACUUGUGUUUCAUGACUAUUAACCGAGCAAGGAAUCUUGUUGUAAGAGAGAUUAUGCAUCCGGAUGAUCCACCUGAUUGCUCAUUCGCUCCCAAAUCCAAAUAAAAAUGUACUAAUUUCUAAUUAUAUAUAUACUUUUUCAGUUACCAUUUUAAUUGUAAGUCUCCUUUAUAGGGCAAAAUGCAUGUAUAUAGUAAGUUCUUUUUCCCAAAACUUGAA